Molecule: messenger RNA, 678 nt
Organism: Diorhabda sublineata
Lineage: Eukaryota; Metazoa; Arthropoda; Insecta; Coleoptera; Chrysomelidae
Exons: 4
Coding region: 1-678 (225 amino acids)
Source: RefSeq, a predicted model, not a curated record
AUGGCGGAUUCGGAAACGUUUUUAACUAGCAAUAGACGAGACUACAAAUGGCCAUAUCCAAAGCCAAUGGUUUCUAGACCUUCUGAACCUCCAGCACGCGCCAAACCUAACAAUGAUUACGUGGCUACACUAGUAGAACCUUAUUGUCACUGUGAUUUCCAUCUAUACGAACCAGAAAUGGGAAGGUACAAAAAACUGGCUCAAAAAGAAAUGCAGCUUUACAAGGAACUAGAAGAACUCAGUAAGAAGAUGGCAAUAUUAUCCAGCGAUAUCCUUGACCAUCCUUGUGACAAUGAUGAUGAAAAAAUGGAGACUAUCUAUCAAACAGAUUUUAUUAAAAAAGGCUUACCUGUUACUGCAUAUAAAAAACUGAUGGCAGCUAUCGAUUCUCCAGUAGGAAUUCCAGUUAAAGGAGAAGUUAUAGGAUUGGGUCGCGGACAGAGAGAUCCUACUAAAUUCAGGACCAGUACCUUCCCUAAACCGUUUGUAGAUGUUUGUCCACAAAUCAGUUUCCAAAGAACACCAACAGCAAUAGAUGAGUGGUUUGUACACAGAACGGGUAACAGCGAGUACUAUGAUACUAUUAACAAUAUGGGUGUUAAUAUUAUGAGGUCUCGUCAACAGUAUACUAAACCUCUGCUUACAAGUAGAGGCAAAGAAGACGACCCUUGUCGCUAA